Alternaria ventricosa is the source of this 573-nucleotide messenger RNA. RefSeq lists its product as uncharacterized. The record is from RefSeq and is a predicted model, not a curated record. Lineage: Eukaryota; Fungi; Ascomycota; Dothideomycetes; Pleosporales; Pleosporaceae. Bases 1 to 573 code for a protein of 190 amino acids. The transcript has a single exon.
AUGAAGCUCCUCACCAUCUUCCUCCUUGCCCUCAUAGGCUUCCUCGAGAUCGCCUCAGGCGCCGCUAUCACGGGCGUUUCCGACGAUCUGACCGGAUUUGCCGUCAGCGGAGACUGUCGCAACGGCGACGAGAAGUGCUCCAUCCUCCCCAUCAUCCUCCUCGGCCGCCACUCCAUCAAGCGCUGCAUCAACCACAACUGGGUUGAUGUCGAGAUCUGCAACGUCGGGGUCAUCUGUACUUCGGACCCUUCACCUCACUGUACCCUCGCGACCAUCAAUGGUGAGAUCGCUGACAAGGACGAGACACCUGUUGUCGCCGCCAACGAGAUCUCAUCCAGGCAACAGGUCUGUCUUGAAGGGACUCUGCAGUGCGCGUACCUCGAUCCGAUCAAGCGGCACAUCAUCCAACGCUGCUAUAGCCGCAAGUGGGUGAACAGCAAGGUCUGCGAAGCGACUGAGAAAUGUACUGGCGGCGCCGCGCCCCAGUGUGUCGCUCAGACCAUUGUCUCCCGUGAUGAGACCGACGAAGAGAACACCGACGAAGACAACAUCGACGCCGUAAGUCCCUCGUAG